Messenger RNA from Ricinus communis (castor bean), 639 nucleotides. Its product is annotated as succinate dehydrogenase assembly factor 1, mitochondrial. The coding region runs from base 213 to 494 and encodes 93 amino acids. The transcript has 2 exons. Lineage: Eukaryota; Viridiplantae; Streptophyta; Magnoliopsida; Malpighiales; Euphorbiaceae. Gene Ontology annotation, biological process: mitochondrial respiratory chain complex II assembly. Gene Ontology annotation, cellular component: mitochondrion. The record is from RefSeq and is a predicted model, not a curated record.
ACUGUUUUUUUUUUUUUAGUUUUCCAUACAGACCGUUUUAAGUUUCAAGACCAACAAUUUGAAAAGCAAGCCCAUUAACUUCAUCUUCAACCUCCCGUUUCUAUGGCAGAUUUUUUUUCUUUCUUUUCAAUAAAAGAAAAAGACAGAAAUAAGACGACACCCAACAUUAUUUUUUGGCUGGAAGAUUUAUUGUUCAAAUUUAGAAAGGCACAAUGGUAGUUUCUAGAGGGACAAAGCUGUCAGGAAUGCAAAAGCAAGUAUUAAGUCUAUACAGAUCAUUUCUACGAGCUGCUCGAUUGAAGUCCCCAGAGGAUCGCCGCCAGAUUGAAUCGCUUGUAUCGGCCGAAUUUCGCCGAAACUCGAAGGAAGUUGAUCGUAAGAAUUUCCUUUAUAUCGAAUAUUUGAUUCGCCGUGGUAGAAAGCAGCUUGAUCAGCUGAAGAGUCCCGGUAUUCUUGGAUUAUCUUCUUUUAAUCUUGAUCGUACUAAGCCGUAACUUUCAUUUUUCCUAAUUGCGCACAUAAUGUUUGUUGUAAUGUCAUUGAAUUUAUUAGCUGAUUCUCCUUUCCUAUUCUUAUCAUUUGAAUUGAUUGUUGUUAGGAUACAUAACUGGAAAUGUUCUGUUAAUUAUUCUUUUUAUU